CAGUCCCGCACUCGUUCCUGCACCAACCCAACUCAAGCUGGCAAUGGCCUUCCAUGCAGCGGACUGACCAGUGAGACUCAACAGUGUAAUACGGACUCUUGUCCAUUGAGUCAAGCUGAGGAGGAUUAUGGUGUUGUUGUGACAAUCUCUGGAGUGACAGUAGCUCAGCUCACAACAUCUGUCCAGGACUCUAUUCUCUUGAAGGUGGUUGAAGCAUUGAAUUCAUACUGUAUUAUUGAAGGGAAUUUUGCCACAUGCUGUCCUAAUAGUGGAACUAGGCAGAACACCUCAGCAACCAACCUGGCCUACACUAACACAAGCUAUGUCCAGAUGGGAGCCGGGUUCCCCAGGGUGAACUCAGCUGAUAAUACCAAGGUGGACCUCCUGAUUGUGGCCAAGGCUCCACUGGACAAUGACGUCUGUGCUCUGGGAAGUGGUUCUCAGUUAGGCAGGAAGAAGAGAGGAGUGACAGUAAAUAGUGGUGUGGAGUUUGCCUUUCCCCAAGCCACUCUCACUGCCCUGGUGCAGCAAUCUUCCACACAGAGCAGCAUUGUCACUGCCAUUGUUACAUAUUAUCCUACUGCUACUGUUGCUGUUUCACAAGUCCAGACUGCUGCUGCUGCAUACCCGUCUGUUGUGACUGUUGUUGUUACAAUGGCUACUAAUAAUUUGACUACUACCAUGAAUUCCUCCAUCACAACAGAGGGUACUACACCGGUCAAUACAGGCACUGAGGCCUGGGUUAUAGCAGUGUCAGUGGUUGGGGCCAUACUGGUGGUCCUAGUGGUCAUCAUAGUGGUCUUGGUCAUUCUGAAAAAACCGCAGAAGGUUUCCAAUUCCAGUGGUGAGCUGGGGGCUGAGACAUAAAUCAGAGAAAAUGGUGUAAAUACAUGGAUUUCAGAUAUUAUUUACAGAAAAUUAUGAUAUACAAUAUUCAGGUUUGGAAGUUUAUGAAUAUUUUUUAUAUACUGAAGAUGAUGAGGAUAUGAUAAAUUUGUGGUUUAAACAAAUGCAUUCCUUUUUUAAAUAAAGAUUGAUUCUAAAUGCUAUUGAAUAUACGAUAAUGAGCAGCCAUAAACUGUGAUGUUUUUUUCUUUUUUUGCAUAAUCUCUAUUCCGUCCAAUGUAGCUUCAGUUUUUGUGUAGUGUGUAUAGAUAAGUCUUUUUUUCCUUAUUUAAUAUGAUAAAUUAUCAUCAGAAAGAAUAAUUUUAAUCCCAUUUAGAUAUAAUUCUUACUUUAGUUUGUAAAACAUUGAAAAAAGAAAAAAA
Lingula anatina is the source of this 1268-nucleotide messenger RNA. RefSeq lists its product as uncharacterized. The record is from RefSeq and is a predicted model, not a curated record. Lineage: Eukaryota; Metazoa; Brachiopoda; Lingulata; Lingulida; Lingulidae. Gene Ontology annotation, biological process: cell-matrix adhesion. Gene Ontology annotation, molecular function: calcium ion binding.